AUGGCAGAACAGCCAAGACAAAAAAAAGUUAAGUACGAAACAUCUUUCAACGAAAGAUGGAAAAAAAAUCAUUUAUAUGCGGAUUGGAUGAGAAAAAUUGAUGAAAAAACAGUUAAGUGCGUUUACUGUUCAUCUCAAUUUACUAUCAAAUGGGAUGGUGAAACUGCUUUGACUAAACAUAUGAAUUCUACGAUGCACAAAAAAAAUACAUCUGAAUGA
Messenger RNA from Cotesia congregata, 219 nucleotides. The record is from the annotation of a GenBank genome assembly. NCBI's taxonomy places the organism in Eukaryota, Metazoa, Arthropoda, Insecta, Hymenoptera, Braconidae.